AAACGCUGGUUCUUUCGUAGCCGCCUCUUCGUUUGCCAGUCGAAGUCACUUGACAAGAACGCUGCUGCUGAAAUCUUCAUUGGCUGGCCGUCGGGAGCGAAAAGAGGCGUGAUACGCACACGGAGCGCUGGUUGGCUAGUGACUUUUUGAGGUGGAACGCACAGGGGGCAUUUCCUGUUGCCUGAGCUGAGUGAGGCACAUUGUGGGUCCCACUCGUGACUUUAGCGGUGGGUUCUGACCACCUAGAGGCAGGUUGUUGUCUGGCACGAUAGAGUGGGCUCAGGAGGGGAGCGGUCUUGCUGUAGGAGUAGAAGACCCCCUGAGGGAGGGAGUAAAGAGGCAUGGACAGUAAGCAUGAGGCCUUAUCCUGGAGGAGGGUAGUGCUUGUAGGCCUGGAGUAAGUGGUCAGUCCUGCAGGGACAGCUGAGGGACCAGCGCACAGGGAAGCAAGGUUAGUCCUGGAGGGACCACCAUCGGCACAAAAGGCUUCAAUUUGGAGGGUCAGUUAUUUCUACAAGAGGCCAUUGUUUAUUACAUGGACAGCAAACUGACAUCUAUAGUCCUGUAGAAGCCCCAGUCCUGGAGGGACCAUCAUUGGCACAAAAGGUCAGUUGAGUCCUGGCAGGUCCAGCCUUUCUGUAAGGGACCAGUGUGAUUUCAGGGACUACUGACCAAUGUUUAUUAGACAGCAGACCCGAAGGGACCAUAAUUAGCACAAAAGGUCAUUAUUUGGCGGAUCCUUCUGUAAGAAUCUCUUUUUUUUUCAGGGACUGCCGCUUGACUAUCAUAAAUUGUACUGUAGAAAAUUUAGUCCUGGAAGAAAUUCUAUAAUAAUAAUAAAAAGACUAAAACCUGGAGGGUCACCAUUCACUUUAAAUGUUCUAAUGCUCAGGAAGCAUAAAAGGUAGAAUAGAAUAACAUUGAAAGUCACCAAUUUUAGCAUUUAUUUUUUAAAGCUGAUUAUUACCAGGAGCUCCACAAUCUUGUAGGUCAUACAAUCUUUGACAGGAAACCCUGUAAAAUUGCUAAGCCGCGCUUAAGAAAUCAAUAAAUGGGACGAAAUCUGGAACAUCCUUUCUUGGUAUAGAAAUUCCUCUCCACAUAAGAAUUCUAGAAAUAGUACACAGGGCCUGGAUUACCUUUUAUUAUUUAUAUUGACAUUCAGUUAGGGCCUAACCAAGAAAAUUAUUGAGAACUUGGAGAGGUUUUGGCACUGUCUGGAUCUCUUGGAAGAGGCAUUGCCGUCAUCUAUAGUUUGCCGGGAGCCGUGUUUGUGUUUGUGUGUUUUUUCUUUUUAACGAAAGUUAAAAAUGCCUCGCAAGAAGCCGUUUAGCUCCAAGCAGAAGAAGAAGCAGCUGCAAGACAAAAGAGAGCGGAAGAGAGGACCACUAGAAGCUGGACGAUCUGAGUCGAACAGUCGAAGCCAGAGCAGGGAACGGAGAGAGGAAAAUACUGACACCUCCGACAGCGAGAGCUUCCGUCCCCAAGUAAGACGUCUCAACCAGCAGCCACAGGUUUCAAAACCUGGAGAAAAAGACUAUGACCCCAACAGGUAUCGACUUCAGUUUGAGAAAGAUAGCAAAGAUGAAAUUGAACGGAGGAAGAAAAUUGCACAGGAAAAAAUUCUGGAAUCUGUUCCAGAAACCGAACUGGAAGUUGAUAUAAUGAAAAUUUACAGACCUGGAUCAGUGUUGGACUUCCCAAAACGACCAGCCUGGAAUUACGACAUGAGCAAAGAGACUGUGCUAUCACAGGAGGAGAAGUCCUUUAGAGAUUAUCUCCAGAAGAUCUACGAGAAUCACAACCCUCGAGAUCUCAGCUACUUCGAUCACAACCUGGAGACCUGGCGUCAGCUCUGGAGAGUUCUAGAGAUGUCAGACAUUAUCCUGCUGAUUACAGACAUCCGUCACCCGGUGCUGCAUUUCUCUCCGGCUCUGUAUGACUAUGUGACUGCAGACCUUGAAAGGGCUCUGAUCGUCGUUCUCAAUAAGACGGAUCUGGCCCCUCCAUCGCUGGUGGUGGCCUGGAAACAUUAUUUUCAGGAGAUGUUUCCUCAUGUUCAUGUCAUUUGUUUCACAUCCUAUCCCAGACAUCCAGAGGAAGAGCAGGACCCCUCCGCAGUGUUUAAGAAGCGUAGAAAGAGACGUCGAGGUUGGAAUGUAGCUUUGGGCCCCAAUCAGUUGCUGCAAGCUUGUGAGGUCAUCACAUCUGGGAAAGUUGAUCUUUCUAGCUGGAGAGAGAAGAUUGAGAGAGACACUGCAGCACUGUGCCGUCCUGGUAGCAAAAAUGAUGACCACAAGGAAUCUGAUGAUGGCGAUGCUGUUCUGGCUCAGCAAGUCACUGAUGCAGAGUUGGGAGCCCCCAGCACAGAGCGCUACAAGGACGGCGUAUUGACCAUCGGCUGUGUAGGAUUCCCAAACGUAGGGAAGUCGUCAUUAAUCAAUGGUCUUGUGGGCAGGAAGAUUGUCAGUGUUUCUCGGACCCCUGGUCACACCAAAUACUUCCAGACCUAUUUCCUGACACCCACAGUACGCCUUUGUGACUGCCCUGGCCUCAUCUUCCCAUCACUGAUAGAUAAGCAACAGCAGCUGCUUGCUGGCAUAUACCCUAUUGCACAAAUUCAAGAACCUUAUACCUCCGUGGGCUACCUAUCUUGCCGAGUACCUGUACCCAGACUCCUCAAACUGACUUAUCCAGAAGGCGAGAAGGGUUGGACAGCAUGGGGCAUCUGUGAUGCCUGGGCUGAAAAACGUGGAUAUAAAACUGCAAAAGCCGCACGUAAUGAUGCCUACCGAGCUGCCAACAGUUUGCUGCGCCUUGCCGUGGAUGGACGACUUUGUUUAUGCAUGAGGCCUCCAGGCUACUCGUGUCGUAAAGAGGCAUGGGAGCAACACCCAGAUACACUGGAAAUGAUCAAUCAUAUGCAAGCCAGGGCCCGCCCUGACAGUCGAUCCUCCUCCGGUGGCGAGGAAGAGGAGGAGAUCUCUAGCUCGGGGGAGGAAGAAGAAGAGAGAGACCGGGACGCAGAUGAGGAGGAAGAUGCAGAAGAGGAGGAAGGGGACGCCUCUCAGUCUCAUGCCAAAAAAAGUGUCAAAGCAAAAAGUGCUGAUAAUAACCCCUACGCCCUUCUUGGGGAAGAUGAGUGUUAAGUUUUGGAUGUGAGUUUGACCUGGCUAUGCUUCAGAAGAGGACAAACUGUUGGCUUUUGUUUUUUUAAAGCAUCCCGGUAAUUGGCUGUCUGCAGGGGGUUUAAGAAAAAGACCAUUUCGUACAGUUUCUUUUGGAAAGCUGAUAACGUAUGCUCCAUUAUUGCUUUUUCUGCACUCCAAACUUACACAAAGAUUGGCGAAAUGGAUUAUAGUGUUUUUUUUUUUUUUGUAUUUUGACGGGUUUGAAAUGUUACAUUCCUCACAUUUUGGUUGGUCAUUCCCUUGCAUUUAUUUUUUUGGCAAAAUAGUAGGGUUUACCUAAUAGCCAUGGGUGUAUUUACAACAACUGUGCUUGGAGCCACAGGAUUUCUAAAUACAAGCCUGCUAUCGGCAUAUGGGAUUGCAGUGAUGGGUAACUGAACCGGGGCCUCUUUGCACUGGGUGAUUUAAAAAAAAAAAUUCCUGCAUAGUUUAAAUGCACGUAUGUGAGACAAUCCUAUGUUUUCAAUGGGGCAUGUUCACCCCAAUACCUUUCAUCAAUGUCUGUUGAAAAGGGUUUUUUUUCUUGCUGCAUUUUCAGCACGUCAGUCUGCCUUCUCCCCGUGCAAGUCCAUGAAAUACACUCCGAAUCAUACUUCUAAUCGUGCAUGCUAAAAUGUAUGUGUCCUGUGUGUUGCAAGCCUUAAGCUUCGCCAUACAUUAUACAAUUUUCUUUAGAUUUAUCCGCAACUAGGUAGUGCAAGGGCCUGCCUGAUUGCAUACCAUAUUGAAAACGUUUUAGGUGUGACCUCAUAUUGUAUGGUUUUGGUAAAUCUAAAGGAAAGUUGUAUAAUGUACUGUAUGGCUAGCCUUAGGGAUUCCCCCUGUCAUUGCCUGUGCAUUGUAGAUGGCAGAUCAGUAGUUAUGAUAAUGGACCUCUUGCCUAUGUAAAAAAAAAUACUAGUCUCGCCACCCGGGUUAACCAAUCAGAUUCUCCCUAGCACUCCAAUCGAAACGUGAAAGGAAUAAUUUGAUUGGUUCCCUUUUGGCAAGAACUGUACCUAGUUUAAAGUCAAAAUCUUUUAAACCUUCUUUUUUUUUUUUUUUUAAAGGCUUUUGAAAGAGAAUGGCAGAGCUAUUAGAAAUUCUUAUUCACCUAAUCAGUGAUCUAGAAAAUUAGACCUAAACCUAUUUGCAUUCCCAAGUCCAAUGCCCUUGGGGCCCAUUCGUUCACCAGCAUAACAAUUUCUUUCAGUGAGAGCUUCGUAAUCUUUUGUUAACGACAAGUUACCAAAUUUGAGGGGUCGUCUCUAAACUGAGGAUGAAGUCCGCAAUACGUAAGGUAUUUGGGUGUACUAUGAGAGGGCUAAGCUGCAUUCUUUAGGCUACAUUGUGUAUCGCUUGUGCUUUUUUGCUUAACCAUGCUUUGAUGGAGAGAUUGGGGGACCAAUAUGCUCAAAAAAAAAAAAAAAUGAAUGUGUAUUUUUUUUUCCUGACACAAUUCAGUCUGAAAACUGACUAAUGUUCAUCUCCCACAAAUGAAGCUGUAGGAGUUUGAUGGACCAAAUUCCAUGAAUCUUCGGGUAUUUUGGUGCUGAUGGACUUGGGGUGCAUGGCAUGUGGAGUUGUAUAGCAUACACAAAAAAAUUGCAAGUAACUGAAUUUUUGCAGUGUUGGAGGGAAUUGGUCACAUGCUCAUGGUAAGCUUAUAGUAUAUGAGUGAGGCCUGCAAAAUAUUCCACAAGAGUGACAGCCCUACCUCAUAUCUGGUACUCCCUCUUGCCUCAAGCUUGCAAGGCCUGUUUAACCAAUUUCUUUGUUUUCAUGGCUUCAGAUGUCUAUUUUGCGGUAUACAAAAUAAAUACAACUAUAUUUACUGAA
Rana temporaria (common frog) is the source of this 5009-nucleotide messenger RNA. It is a transcript of the gene GNL1, whose product is annotated as G protein nucleolar 1 (putative). The record is from RefSeq and is a predicted model, not a curated record. Lineage: Eukaryota; Metazoa; Chordata; Amphibia; Anura; Ranidae. The coding region runs from base 1311 to 3149 and encodes 612 amino acids. The transcript has 12 exons. Gene Ontology annotation, molecular function: GTP binding; GTPase activity.